Molecule: messenger RNA, 2815 nt
Organism: Epinephelus fuscoguttatus (brown-marbled grouper)
Lineage: Eukaryota; Metazoa; Chordata; Actinopteri; Perciformes; Serranidae
Gene: prox2
Product: prospero homeobox 2
Exons: 5
Coding region: 99-2123 (674 amino acids)
Biological process (GO): regulation of transcription by RNA polymerase II
Cellular component (GO): nucleus
Molecular function (GO): DNA-binding transcription factor activity, RNA polymerase II-specific; RNA polymerase II cis-regulatory region sequence-specific DNA binding
Source: RefSeq, a predicted model, not a curated record
AGCUGAGAACUGUAAUCACGUUUGAUUUCUUGCAUUUCACAUAACUCUGACUGUGCAACGUGUGCAGCCGAAGCCCUCAGCCAGUUCUCUCAUUGAGCAUGAACCUCAGUCUUCCCGACCAGAACAUGCACAACUCAAGCGAAGGCUGCCUAGAGGACGAAAAACCUGACGUCAUGUUGCCUUGCUUCCGCAGAAACAUGUAUGACGAGCCUCUGGCCUCGUACUCCAGCGGAUCCAUCAUCUCUCAACUCCUCCGCAAGACGAUCCACAGCAAGAGGGCACUAGAUGAAAGCCAUUUCUACCUAUCCAGCACAACUGCAGCUGACUCCGGCCAGGAGGACCAGUGCAGCGUCUCCUCAAAGGACAGCACGGUGGAGGCUGCCUCUCCCAGUGGACAUGUUUCCACAGGAGCCAGCCCGGAGGGGGAGCAUCCCAUGACUGACCACCUGCAGGCCAAAAGAGCCAGAGUAGAGAACAUUAUCAGGGUCAUGGCGGGCUCUCCCAACAGCAGGCAGCAUGGAGACAGUGAGAGGUCUGACACAGAUGGGAGAGACACCAGGGAGGCCAGAGAAGCGUACAGGGAGAACAAACGUAAGCAGCGACUGCCUCAGCAUCAGGAACACAGUGUUGGAGGACCUGCAAGCAGACGACCCGGAAGCAGCAGUAGUGAUAACUGCAACAGCAAGGAUGAGGAGUGUCACAAACUCAAAGAGCAGCUCCACAGCAUGCAAAGGCUCCUGCGUCAGCUCCAGGAAAAGUUCCUUCAAGUUUACAACCAGGAAGACACUGAACACAACAACAGAGAUGAGGCCGAAGUCGCCGUUGAGCACCACACCCUGGGAGAAAGCACAGAGUCUCUCUAUGUAAGCACUGAAGAUGAUUUUGAGAGGAAGAAUAGCAGAGUGACUGCAGACUGUAAGGACCAAAUGAAAGUCGUUGGUUAUCUGUUACACCAGAGAGAAAGUCAGAACCUGCAGGAAACCCUGAAGCAGGAGCUCUCGAGGGCUGUGAAUGACUGUGUGGACAGGGUGUUCAAGAAGGCGUCCUCCACAGGGCUGGACAUGUCCCCCCAGCAGCGCAUGUGCUCAUCUCCAGAGAUGCAGAUCAGCAUGAGUGCAGACAGGAAAAGCCAGCAGGCCAGCUCCAACCAGGAACAGCCCCAGGCUGAGGAGGCCGCAGUGAAACCCCGCUCUUUGGAGUAUUAUGAAAGCUCUGAGGCUCAAAGCCCACAGGACCAGACGGAGGCGCUGUCACUGGUGGUCCGCAAGCCGGCAGUAGCCCCUCUGAGCUCUGUCACCCCGACAGUGAAGAGGCCCUACCCUGUGCACCAGACACCAUUUCAGUUCAAUUACAGCACCCCUCUGCAUGACAGUCAGAUCCUCGAGCAUCUCCUUAAGUACGGGCCCCAUUCCAACUUCGGGGGUCUCCCUUGCAUGCCCCCAUCAAUGGACAGGACCUCCCCAGACUCAGUGGACCUGCCCUGGGACACCAUCGCCAUGAGGUCCAAGGUGACAUCCAGCCACCUCGGCCACCACCCUCGUCCCUCCACCCUGGGGGCGGUGACGGUUGACAAUCUGUGCCUCCCUCACGUCAAGAUCGAGUGUGGUGAACUGCAGAGCAUGGCUGAACGAAACCCCUACAUGUCACUCAACAUCCAGGAGGGUCUCACCCCGAGCCAUCUGAAGAAGGCAAAGCUAAUGUUCUUCUACACCCGCUACCCCAGCUCCAACGUGCUGAAAACCUUCUUCCCUGAUGUCAAGUUCAACCGCUGCAUCACUUCUCAGCUGAUCAAGUGGUUCAGUAACUUCAGGGAGUUCUACUACAUCCAGAUGGAGAAGUUUGCCCGCCAGGCCAUUGUUGACGGCAUCAAGGAUGUCAAAGACAUUACAGUUAGCAGGGACUCAGAGCUGUUCCGGGCACUGAACAUGCACUACAAUAAAGCCAAUGACUUCCACGUUCCAGACAGAUUCCUGGAGGUUGCUGAGAUCACCUUGCACGAGUUUUACAGUGCCAUUUCUGCAACCAAAGAUUCAGACCCCUCUUGGAAAAAGGCCAUAUACAAGGUGAUCUGUAAACUGGACAGCGACGUCCCCGAUGAGUUCAAGACAUCCUCCUAUUUAUAGGCUGAAGUGGAGGAUUGUAACAGUGAAGGAGCUGGAGUUAGUCACUUGACAGUAUUAUUUCAUCCUUUCUUGUAGUGCAUUUUAGUGAGGUGAAAUGUAGAUGUUGGAUAAUUAAUCAUUUUGUAGACCUGUAAAAACACACACAGUCACAUCAUUUGAAAUAUUGAUAAGCUAUCUAUAGUCUAAAAUGCUGUAUGUUCUACUUUUACCGACAAGCAAUCAUCGAUAAAUAUUAAUGCUGUUGUGGUUUAUUCUAUUGUUUAGUGUUUUCUCGUAUUAUCUGCCUCAACAUUUAGAGUUACUGAGUUUGUAGGUGUGUAAAAACUGUUUACAAUGUGUUAUCAAUCUUUUUUGAUUUCAUGAAACUGUAGUGUAGCUUGAUUUAGCUUAACUGAAAUAGUUUUUUGGCAUUACUGUCAGUAUUAGUUGCUUUUAAUUCCAUUUUGUGUGUGUGUGUGUUUGUGUGUGUGUGUGUGUGUGUGUGUGUUGUGUAAAUGUACAUGAGCUGCUGUUGUUUGUUGCAAAAUGUUCCAUGAUUAUGUUGUAUACUUUUAGCUUGACAGAAUGUGCAUGUGGAAAUAAUGCAAGUGGCUAUUAUGGGUUUUAUUAUCAUGUAUAAAGAUCAUGUAAAGUACAAUCAUUUUCAGAUAUUUCAUUCACAGACAUUGUACUGGAUGAUUAUUGAAAUUAAA